AAAUUAUUAAGAUAGUUAUUAACUAAUUAAUGAGACAGUUAUCAAUUAUAUUAGUAGAGACAAGAUGAGAUAGUUUGUUAAAGAAGGAACAGUAAUUCUAGAAAGUAAUCUAACUUUAUAAUGGCUUGACCUUUGACUUAAAAUAGCUCAUCUGCCUUGUAACAUGUUUUUCACUGAUAAUGCCAGUUUCUCUUUUAAUUCUUUUUGUUAUGCGCGAUUAUUUCAUGUUUACUGCAGUAACAUUACAAUCCAUAUAAUGGAGAAGACUCAUGAACUCACACAAUACAAGUCUACAAUUAUAAAGCACAAUACAAUUAUAAAUAUUGAAAUUGAUACUAAUCUGACUAAAAUUAACCAUUUAGAGAAUAUCAUGUUGGGUAAUUCUACUGCCAUUCAACGUCCGAAAGAUCAAGCUUCUACUAAUGGAACUCAAAGAAGCGCUGGAAAAAGAAUAUCUGCUCCAACGAUGGAACAUAAUUCAAGUCAUCCACACAAUGUUUCAAAUUUGGAUCCGGAUCAUUUAACAAUCUUCAAACAUCCAAUUACAACGUUGCAUUAUUUCUUGAACGAACUGUUUAUUAAUGUGAUUAGUUUAGCGAAGAAAACGUUGCUCUACAAACGAACUGUAUGCGUUAUGAUUUCAAUUAUAAUAUUAUUUCUUCUGUCGGGCAGAAUCUCUGGUCCCCAACAAGAGAUUUUUAAAUUGUGGGAGACCAAAAUUAUAUGGUGGUUAUAUUGGGUAGGAUUAGGUGUAUUAUCAAGUGUAGGCCUUGGAACAGGUUUGCAUACCUUUGUAUUAUACUUAGGACCGCACAUAGCAGCCGUUACUAUGGCAGCGUAUGAAUGUGGUGCUUUGAAUUUUCCCGAACCACCAUAUCCUGACCAAAUAAUAUGUCCAACAAAGAUCGAUCCAAUGUGGACAGUAGGUAUAUUAAAUAUUAUGAAAAAAGUGCGCGUGGAAGCCAUGUUGUGGGGAGCUGGUACUGCGCUUGGCGAAUUACCACCGUAUUUUAUGGCCAGAGCGGCAAGAAUGAGUGGGAAGGAUAGUAAGAAUGAAAAUUUCGAUCAAGAGGAUCUGAAAGAGUUAGAAGCUUUGGAAGCGUUAGAAAAUGGAGAGAACGUAUCGUUUGUAAUGCGUAUCAAAUUAAAAAUGAAACGAUUUGUCGAAAAAGCUGGAUUCUGGGGCAUAUUAGCGUGUGCCUCGAUUCCAAAUCCAUUGUUCGACCUCGCUGGUUUGACGUGUGGACAUUAUCUCAUUCCAUUUUGGACAUUCUUCGGUGCAACUCUUGUAGGAAAGGCUGUUAUUAAAAUGCACAUACAGCAAUUAGCAGUGAUCAUAGCCUUCAAUGAUGAACUUUUAGAUAAAUUUAUUAGCCUGUUAGCAAUAGUACCGUUUGUUGGUACAAAAUUCCAAGAACCAUUAAAGAAAUAUUUCAUUGCGCAGAAACAGAAACUACACGAUAAGUCAUCUAUGGACGGAGCGACUACAAUAUCAUGGCUGUUCGACAAAUUUGUGUUGUUGAUGGUUGCUUAUUUCUUGGUGACAAUUGUUCACGCACUAGCGCGAAAUCAUCAUCGUAGACGAACUAAGCCAGCCAUCGAUUAAAACUUAUAAAAGACAUAGGAUAGAAAUAUGAAAUUAGUUCCACUGCAACAUUUAUAUAUAGAUAAAACAUAAUUCCUUUUUAACAGGACAAGAAAAAUAAGAGGAUACAAGGAAUGUGUUGAAAUUUCACACAAUUUCAGUGUUACAUAAUUACGAUAGAAUCGUUUUGUACACGACAAUGCAAUCUUAAGCGACUUUAUUCUGUUUUUAUUUUUGUCUAAAUGUACGUUCUCAUUGGUUAGAAUACUUUGUAAAAAUAUCUGUUGCAAGGAUAUCCUGUUAUAUAGAUGUCUACAUCUGCGUGUGUGCGCGCGCGCGCGCGCGCGUAUGAGUGGUGUGCGUGUGUGUGUGUAUAUAGACACUGAGUCUUUUAUAAGCAAGAUUUUAUGUACAGUGCAUGAAACAAAUAUCUAAUGAUAUUCUACAACUUUCCUGCACAAUCAAUUGAUAUUCAAGCUUCUGCGUAUUACAUCGAUAGCAAGAAUUGAAUUAAAAGGUUUGCGAGUGAUGAAAAAAAAUCCUGUAAUCAAUAAAAUUAUAAUAGUAUAUCUAGCCAAAUUUCUAUAAGUUUUGUAUAAUAUGCGUUUUAAGCAUACACAAAGAGUGCGAUAUGAAUCUUGAAUUAUCAACCCAUUUUUCGCAUUAAUAAAAGAAUAUGUAAUAAUUGACUGAUACAAAAAACGAAUAGAUUAUUAUGAAUAAUAGAGAAAUUAAAUACUACAAGAUAUGAA
This is a messenger RNA of Wasmannia auropunctata (little fire ant), 2337 nucleotides long. RefSeq names its product vacuole membrane protein 1-like. NCBI's taxonomy places the organism in Eukaryota, Metazoa, Arthropoda, Insecta, Hymenoptera, Formicidae. The coding region runs from base 164 to 1606 and encodes 480 amino acids. The record is from RefSeq and is a predicted model, not a curated record. The transcript has 5 exons.